UCGUUUAAAUAAAACUUUGCCAUCAACGUAUUGAAUAUUCGUCUGAUAGCUGAUGCUGAUUUGACGUAAAUUUAUUCUGUAUUGAUUUUCGGACAAUUCCAAUCGACCGGCACGGCGUCAUAGUGUCGUACACUCAUACGUGUUGAUACACGUGAGAGGUGACUGGCCUACUUACGCCCGGCUUAGGCGUCGUGGUUCAUAUUUCGGAUGGCAAGAAAACGGAGUUCUAGAACGAAAAUGUCUUACAAUCGUCGAAGUGGUGGUGGUGGUGGUGGUGGUAGUUACGGCGUUGGAAAUAGUGGCAACUAUGGAAAUUCUUAUGGACAAAGUCCUAGCAAUAAUUAUAGCAAUUCUGGAAGUUAUGGAAGUGGUGGAGUUGGUGGUGGCGGCAGUGGAAAUUUCAAUGGAGGUGGCACUGGCCGCUUCAACAACUUCAAUAAUUAUGGUAGAAGCCCCAAGAUGAGUCCUUGGGAAUCUGGUGUUUCCCCAGGAGGUGGGAUGAUGCCAAAUGUUCAUCCAAAUCAAAUGGCUCUAGCUAGUGAUUUAUUAUCUAAGCUUUUAGCACCUAAUCAGGGUGGAUAUGGAAGUAGCCAAAAUUGGGGUCCAAACCCUGGAAUGGUGAGAAGACAGGAAUCGUUUAAGAACCAAAACCGGCGCAGGCCUGAUAAUCGCAAUCGUAGACCUCCUCCAAAAAAGGACGAUAAGAAAAAGGAUUCUAAACCUGAAGCGGAUAAAAAUGAUAAGAGUUCUAGUAAUGAAACAAACGGUAUCAAGAAAGAAACAAAUGAACAUGUGGAUUAUGAUGGUAUUCCAACAGCUGUAUUAUUUUGUCAUGUUUGUCAAAAACACAUGUGGGAUGGAGCUUCUUUUGAGAAACACGUACGCGGUCGUCCUCAUGAAUUGAUGAUGACAUACUUGGAUGAAGGGUACAAAAUGCAAGUGGAGUUAAUGCGUCAUCAGAUUAAAGCAGCUGAAAAUCAAAGAGAAAUUGAUUUAGAGCGUAUGCAAGCUCAAAAUAAGGGAAAAGCAAAACCCUUGUUCCGUAAUUACUGUCCUAUGUGCAACAUUAAUUUCUAUGGACCAUUGACUGGACAUCGUAAAAGUGAUCGUCAUCGCAAAUUGAAACAAUUCCUUCAUCCAGAAUGCAAAAUGUGUGAUACGUUAUUCCAUACUCGUUUAGAAUGGGACGAUCAUAAAUUAUCUUCAGAUCAUUUACGCAAAGUUGGUGAACAACGCCGUCAAUUUAAUCCUGAUCUUAAAGACGAUGAAUUUGAGUUACUUGAUGUGAUAGUGAUUGAAGAUGAUACACCUUCAGAAGAAAUGCCUGUGGCAUCAAAACUAGAUAUGCUUGAUGAUCAAGAUUUGAAGGAAGAGGAUGAUGACGAAGAAGAACAACAACAAGACAUUGCUAAGGAAGAGGAUGAAAAUAAAGACGAUGAAGUAGUUGAUGAUACUAAUGCUGAUGAUAAGGAAAAAGAAGAGAAUGAUAAUUCCAAAGAAGGGGAUGGUACGGAGAUGGAUGUUUCCAAAAAUGAAAAUGACAUUGAAAAGGAACAGAAUGAUAGCGUUAAAGAAGAUACAACAGUAAUUAAAAAAGAAAAAGAAGAAAAAUACAAUCCCGCUAAUGUUGUUGGUCGUGAACUUGUAGUCAAGACUGGAGGAUUUGUAUGUCGUAUUUGUUCAAUGUUUAUGAAGAAUGAUGAAGAAGCAGAUUUACAUUGUCAAACUGCUUCACAUUAUAUUAACUUCACUACUAUCACAAAAUUACAUGCUAAAAUCAAUAAUCGUAAGCGCAAAAUGAAAGAAGAUAAGAAAGAUGAUGAUGACAAUGAGGAAAAUGAUGUGAACGCAGAAGAAACUGAAACACCUGAGAAAAAAGCACGUUUGGAUGAAACCGAAGAAGAUAAACCAGUAGCUGAGCAAAAUGGCAUAGUUGAACCAGAAUCUGAGCCCAUGGAUGAUGAUAAUAUUCAAGAGAUACAAUCUAAUGAAGAGUCGAAGGCAAUUAACUCUGAAGAUUCAGUAGUUCCAGAUCCUAUUGCUACAGAUACUGUUGUUGAAACCAAAGAAAUUGUUGCUGAACCAGAAUCUGAACCAAUAAAAGAAUCUCCAGCUCCAGCUCUCAAAACUACUCCAACACGUGGUCGAGGUGGUGGUCGUGGUCGAGGAGUAGCAAGAAGGGGUCGAUCAAGUCGCUAAAAUCACAUUUAAAUUAAUAAAUAAUAAUAAUAAAAAUUAAAAAAAAUGGAGGAUAUACAACUUUAGUGUAAGUAAUUGAGUACCCAAUAAUUAAAGUAAUUUGUUUUUAAAUACUCUUCAUUAUGUGUAUUCAAAAUAUCAUUUGACUUAAAAUAAAAAAUAAUCAUUUAAAUUAUAAUCAGUAUACUUAAAUAUUUUGAAUUGUGUUCAGUAAAGUUUUCUUACAACGGCAUUUUUAUUCAAAAUAUGUGACUUGUUUUUAAUUAUGAAGUCAAAUUCAUAUUUAUGUAAUGUGUUUAAGAAAUUAUGCAUUUCUAGUUUUUUUAGAAUUUUCUUCAUGGUAACACCUAUUAUUUUAUUUAAAAAAGAAAAGAUAAACUAAAAUUUCUCUGACAUUUUCUAAUUUGUUAACAUUUAUAAAUAUUUAAAACGAAAAUAGCUAAAUUAGUGUAAUCACUUAUGUAAUAAAUUAUAUGCAUAAAUUGAAUAUCUUAUCGGUAUUUUACUAAGUAAAAUUGGUUUUUAAAACAUAAUAUACUUAUAAUAAUUAAAUUUAAUAUAAUAUAAUCUAAUUUUUAGUUUUAGUUAAGAAAUUAGGAACCUUCUCUUAUUAAUUGAAUAUACCUAUUAUAUGUUUGUAAAACUGUUGGUUGCAUUAAAAAUGAAGAAAAAUGUAGAUUGUCUAAAGUAAUGUAAUUUGUAUAAGUUUUUAUUUUUUGUGUUUUUCGACAAAUUAAAUCAUAACACAUCAAGUGCAUGUAUUCGACGUCAUCUAUGUAAAACAAGUGUACUUAACAUGUUAGCGUAAUACAUUAAUUAUUGUAUGUGAAAUUUGUAUUUUUAACAUAAUUAUCAUAUUCAUUUAACUACAUUUUCGUAUAUUACUCGAUACAACAAUAUUUGCCAAUUUUAUUGUUUUUAAGCGAAUUGUACUUUUAUACUGCAUAUAUAUAUUUAUAUACAAUUAAUAAUAAAUUAUAUCUAAUACCUCACA
Messenger RNA from Aphis gossypii (cotton aphid), 3193 nucleotides. Its product is annotated as zinc finger protein on ecdysone puffs-like. Gene Ontology annotation, molecular function: nucleic acid binding; zinc ion binding. Gene Ontology annotation, cellular component: nucleus. NCBI's taxonomy places the organism in Eukaryota, Metazoa, Arthropoda, Insecta, Hemiptera, Aphididae. Bases 208 to 2199 code for a protein of 663 amino acids. The transcript is spliced from 9 exons. The record is from RefSeq and is a predicted model, not a curated record.